Austrofundulus limnaeus is the source of this 6290-nucleotide messenger RNA. It is a transcript of the gene ret, whose product is annotated as ret proto-oncogene receptor tyrosine kinase. Gene Ontology annotation, cellular component: signaling receptor complex; plasma membrane. The record is from RefSeq and is a predicted model, not a curated record. NCBI's taxonomy places the organism in Eukaryota, Metazoa, Chordata, Actinopteri, Cyprinodontiformes, Rivulidae. Gene Ontology annotation, biological process: positive regulation of kinase activity; protein phosphorylation; cell surface receptor protein tyrosine kinase signaling pathway. Gene Ontology annotation, molecular function: transmembrane receptor protein tyrosine kinase activity; calcium ion binding; ATP binding.
GUGUGUGUGUGUGUGUGUGUGUGUGUGUGUGUGUGUGUGUGUGUGUGUGUGAACACCAUCUGCUGUCCAAGUGUCAGUACUUUAAUAGGGGUCAAGAUGCACAGCUCAUAAAGAAGUGUUGUUAAUGGACCUGACACUUCUUGCACUGGUUGGAUUAGAGAAUCAGGGAAAUUACACAAAUUAAAUUCAUCAGCUGAACCCCAACAAAGGCUGUUUUCAGUUUUGCACAUUUAACUCUCAAAGUUAGCAGCUAAAACCAGUACCUUGCUGGACCGGAGCUACUGAAGACUAGUUUGCGGAAGGCAUCAAAGUUUCAGAGACACAUAGUCCCGUCAUUUGUGUUUGAACGUUACGUAAAAUUUGUACAACAAAUUUUUUGUCAAAAUGUUUGAGGAUGUUGUCUCAAAGACAUCUCAGUUUUGUUGCAGGCGUCCUGCACCUGUUUCUUACUGCAUCGUUAACAUUCUUCAACCAGUAUACCCACUGUCCCUCCACUGGAUGUGUCCAAUCCAAUACACCCACUGUCCCUCCACUGGAUGUGUCCAAUCCAAUAUAUCCACUGUCCCUCCACUGGAUGUGUCCAAUCCAAUAUAUCCACUGUCCCUCCACUGGAUGUGUCCAAUCCAAUACACCCACUGUCCCUCCACUGGAUAUGUCCAAACCAAAAUAUCCACUGUCCCUCCACUAGAUGUGUCCAAACCAAUACACCCAUUAAUGUCCAAAACAAUGUACCCAUUGUCUCUCCUCUGGACACAUCCAAACCAAUACAUUCACUGUCCCUCCUUUGGACAUGUCCAAACCAUCUAAGUCUGGUCUCUCUAACUUUAUUUCCACGUCCUUCAUCCUGUGCUGUAAUGAUCUUAUUCCUAAUCUCUGUGUUGGGCACAGCUAACUGCUAAACCAUCGAACAUGUAAAAUAAUUAGCCGAAGCUAAUGCUAACAGCUAAUCGCUAACUGCUUAAACAAUUGUCACCAAGACUAUGUCACACAUCUUCAUCUUCUUGGAGCUGAAGACUGGUGGGACUGACACAAAUCUGUUGAUGUUAGCUUGUUCGUUAGCUGUUAGCUAGCCUGCUAAAYGAAAAAUUUGUUCUGCUAUUAGUCGUUGAUUAGCGGAAUUGUCCCCCCAACUGGCUAAUCUUAUCAAGUGACAUUCUCCCAAGGAGAACUUCAACAUCUUCAGCUCUGACACUUGCAGUUUGAGGCGAGUUUGAUGUAGGCAUCAAAAUAAUGAGCACAACCAAGAAUACAGUUUUGCAAAUCGUGCACAGAAAAGUCUGUUUUAUUAAAAUUGAGACGUCUCGACCAAAUAAAUAUGAUUUUUUUUUAAUCUGUCAUGUUAACACACCCCUCUUGUACCGUCGUCCUACACGUUUCAGACUUUUGACUUGAGGGUCCAGAUGUCUCUGACGACUCAGCGACUGUUUUCUGAAGAUUUGUUUAGAACAGGCUAUAAACCCCUGCGACUCAGCGAGAGACUGGCUUUAUUGGCUGAUGAUGUUUCAUGAUUUCACUGAACAACAGUUUAAGUGGUUUAUGUCUAAUGCAGCUCUGAACAGACCAGUCUUUCACAUUGGCUCAGGUGGCGUGUACAUCAUGCACAUCAUGAAAUGAUCGUCCAGUUAAUGAAACGAAACRACAUCAGGCUCUUUGUCCUGAGAGAUAUCCCAUUACACACUCCACAAAGCUGCAAUAAUAUCUCCUGACCUGCUGCGCUGGUUUUGAAACAGGUGAUAAUAAAGCUUUAUAUUUAAAUAAACUCUUUGAGUGGCUCAUUUAACAUGAUACAUUGAUAUUAUUGUACGUCACAUGAUUACACUCAGACCGUGUGGACUGAGGGUCUAACUCCUGUUGGAAGUGGAAUAUCUUUCCAAAAAUCAUUAAAAUAGUUGUUUCUUGUGGAGCAAACCACCUAUUGCUCUUCUUGAAGCCACAACAUCCUUCGGCUUUGGAAAUCCAGAACUGAAUCUGAUUCUAGCCUGAGCCAGACUACACACCAAACAUCACUGAACAGGUUGUAUAAAAAUAUUGAACUUUUAAUUUCAGGCUUCAUUUCACCUAAACUCUAAACUCAUUUGUCUUUCAUUCUUACAGAUGACUCCAUAAAAAUCAUUAAAGCUGCGUGUUUACACCCAGCAUCAUCUUCUUCUCAUCGAUUGUCCCGGCGCCUGCGUCUCAUGGUACAAAAGAGAAAAAAAUGUAAGCUGUUUGACUGGGCAGGCCUUUAAAAAAGGAGCGUCAGAGUGGACCUCCUCCUCCUCCUCCUCCUCCUCCUCCUGCUGCUGACAGCCAGGCAGCCCAGCAGCAGCCUCAGGACCAGCACACAGCAGCUCUUUCAUGGGACUCUGAGGACUUCAUCUGGCUCCGCCGGAGCAGCAGGACGCUCGCUGCUCUAACGCCACCUCUGUGCUCGUUUCAUCCCUUUGAUCUGUUUUGUUUUCUUCACGUCUUUCUUCUUUUUUAUCUGAAAGGAACUUUUGGGAUCCGUGUUUUCACCGGGAAACUUUCCCCUCCGUGGAAAUAUGGGGAGGAACUGUGGGUUUUAUCCUGGGAACGUCUUUGCUCUGCAGCUGCUGCUGCUGUUUGGAGGAGUGGCAGGUCUGUACUUCCCUCAGAAAGAAUAUAUUGAAACGGUGUAUGUUGGACAGCCAGCRGGGACACCAGUCCUGCAGAUCCACGCCAUGCUGGACAGUGACUCUGAAAAACCACACCUGUACCUGUGUGAGAGCCGACACUCACCUUACAGCACCUGGUUCCACCUGAACCCCAGUACAGGAGUCUUGUCCCUGAGGAAGACCCUGGAGGAGGUGGACUUUUCCUCGCUGAGUCAAGGUUUGUGGCAACGGAAAAAGUUGUCCCUCCAGGCCGCGGUUUUGACCACCGUUAUCAGGAGGUCCCAGUGCAACCCCCAAAAAACAGCCCACAUCACCCUGGAGUUURUCAACGCCUCCGUGCCACUGUGCCCCACCCAGACAGAUUUCAAGGAACUUUGCUUCCCGCCCAUGGACGCCUCCAACCCCCACGUGAGGGAGAACAGGUUCCCCGGGGCCCUCCGGCAGCUCCGGCAACUCACGAGACUCGACGCCUGCCCUAAUUACACCGUCUCCUACAGCGUGGAGUCAGAAACCCCAGCACCAUUUGCCGUUAACGGGAACACCACGGAGCUGGUGGUGACCGCUCCUUUGGACCGAGAGGAAAGUGAAAAAUACAAAAUCCUGGUGGUUUGCACCGUCCAAACAGAAACCUCCAUCACCAAAGUGCACGCUUCGCUGGAGGUCCUGGUGGACGACGAGGACGACAACGCGCCGUACGUGAACGGGACGGACACCGCCGUCGUCGUCAUCAGCUACAAUCGCAAAAAGGGGGCAACUUUCGGCUCCCUCUUUGUUUUUGACAGGGAUUUGACCACGAUUUACCCAAAAGACCAGAGCGGAAACAAGUUUGUGGAGACGUUCGUCAGCAGCGACGCCUGGAUCAAAGAAACCUUUGAUGUCAAAGGAACCUUCAGUGAAAGGAAAGCUGCUCAGGGAGGAGUUCGAGAGUCCGUCUUUAAUUACCAGCUCGUCCUGAAGAAAAACCUGGAUGUGACGGAGAACCGGAGCGUGUUUCUGGAGUACCGGGUCAACGACACCACAUACCCGGGUCCACAGGGGACGGUCCUGCUGCACUUCAACAUCACCAUUUUACCGGUCCAGAUCCACUUCACCAACAGCACAUACAUGUUCAGUGUGUCCCGCAGAGCCUCACUUUACGCACAGGUUGGACGAGUCUGUGUGGAAAACUGCCUUCAGUUCGACGGCUUCAGUGUCUCAUAUCAGCUGGAGGCUCCGGACAACACUUCGGCUGAUUCGUCRUUCUGCUCCUCAGCUGUAAGCGUCAUCCAGUCCUCGGACGGCGUGCAGGGAGUUCUGUACGUGAACAACUCGGAGGCGCUGAGAAAAUGUCCGGACCUGCAGUACGUGGUCGUGGCUCAGGAGGGACAAACGCAGCUGGAGGCCAGCACCCAGAUCCACAUCGUGUUAGAGGGCGAAGCGAACCGGACCAGAGAGGAGAACCAGCUGCUGUCCUGCGCAGAGAACAGACAGCGAGGGGAGUGCGAGUCGUCUCGGGGUUUGGGAGCGACGGCGGGGGCGUGUCAGUGGCGGCAGGGCUCGGACCGAGAAAUCACAAAGAAUUACUCGACCUGCUCGCCCGACCUGCGGACCUGUCCGGAUACGUUUUGUGACGCCGUGGAAAGCAAAGACUUGUCGAUCUGUCCGCAGGACUGCACCAGGGAAGGCGUGAUCGGAGGCUUUGAAUCGGGACUGAGCGGGUUCGGCAUUAAAGCGGGCCACGGGACCUGCUACUGCUUCUCUGAGAAAUGCUUCUGUGAGAAGAUGGAGGAGUUCACCAGAGAAGAGGCGAUAUGCGACGACAUGUGCAAAACCAUCAUCGCCACGGCUCUGCUCCUCUCCUUCAUCGUCUCCAUCCUGCUGUCAUCCUACUUCAUCCACCGCUACCACAAGAAGUCCCCGAAGGCCCCCAUAGCUUCGGCUGAGAUGACCUUCCGCCGGCCGGCGCAGGUCUACCCCAUCAGCUUCCCCGCCAACAACCUGCGCCGCRGCUCGCAGGAGUCCAUCGAGACCGACACCUUCAAGAUACCCGAGGAUCCAAAGUGGGAGUUUCCUCGUAAAAACCUGGUUCUUGGGAAGACUUUGGGAGAAGGAGAGUUUGGGAAAGUUGUCAAAGCAACGGCGUUCAGGCUGAAGGGAAAAGUUGGCUACACCACGGUGGCUGUGAAGAUGCUGAAAGAAAAUGCGUCUCACAGUGAGCUGCGUGACCUCCUGUCAGAAUUCACUCUGCUGAAGCAGGUCAACCACCCACACGUCAUAAAGAUGUACGGCGCCUGCAGYCAGGAUGGUCCGCUGUACCUCAUUGUGGAGUACGCCAAGUACGGCUCGCUGCGUAACUUCCUGAGGGAGAGCCGUAAAGUGGGUCCGAGCUACAUGGGCCGGGACGCCAACAGGAACUCCAGUUACCUGGAGAACCCGGACGACAGGGCGCUCACCAUGGGGGACCUGAUCUCCUUCGCCUGGCAGAUCUCCAGAGGCAUGCAGUACCUYGCUGAGAUGAAGCUCGUCCACAGAGACCUGGCAGCUCGGAACGUUCUGGUAGCUGAAGGACGCAAGAUGAAAAUUUCUGACUUUGGUCUUUCCAGAGAUGUUUAUGAAGAGGACUCGUACGUUAAGAGGAGCAAGGGUCGUAUACCGGUGAAGUGGAUGGCCAUCGAGUCGUUGUUCGACCACAUUUACACCACGCAGAGUGAUGUGUGGUCUUUCGGUGUUCUGCUGUGGGAGAUCGUAACCCUGGGAGGAAACCCGUACCCRGGUAUCGCACCUGAACGCCUCUUUAACCUCCUGAAGACCGGCUACAGGAUGGAGAAACCAGAGAACUGCUCAGAGGAGAUGUACAACCUGAUGCUGCGGUGCUGGAAACAAGAGUCAGACAAGAGGCCCACCUUCUCUGACAUCAGCAAAGAGCUGGAGAAGAUGAUGGUGAAAAGUCGGGCAUGUCAUACCCGAACUGGCCCGAGAAGAGCCCGGUACCGCUCAGCAGACACGAUGCCACUAAUCCAGUCGUUACAAGAUAUGCCAAUGAUAGUGUUUAUGCAAACUGGAUGGCUUUGCCCUCACCCAAAGCUGUGGACAAGCUCGAUAGCUAAAGACCACCUAACUGGUAGAUGUAUAUAUUUCUGUAAGUCUGUACAUAAAAACAGCCUGAUGUUAAAAAGUUGGUUCCUCCGUUUUGAUUUCUGCUGCACAGGUGUUUGAAGUUUUAAAAACUGGGAUUUUAUUUUAUUUUAUUUUUUUCUGGAUUAAUCUUUGUACCACUGCAUGACUGUUGUACCAGAUCGUACGUUUGUGUCGAUGUCUUGAAAGUGCCUGCGUCGCUUCUACAGUAGCCUCCGACUUUAAAGUUCUUGUUCCGGUCCAAGACUCAAAGGGGACGUCUCGAGGACACCCAAAAGAAAAGAAAAAAACACAAACUGGUUCUGGAACUCUUAAAGCUGCCUCGUUACAGAAUCUCUUUGCUUUUUCCUCGACUUCACGAUUCAAAGCUGCCAAAGAAAAGAAACAUAUGUGAUGGACUCUUCCCUUUUUUUAAUGAAAAUAUCAUCCAGCGACUCCGGUGUGCGGACAUGAAGACUGUGGUUCUGUUCUGUGUUUCCAUUCGAUGUAACGAUUAUGUAAACCAACGAAUGGUGCAGUUCUCUUGUUUGAUUCAUUAAUAAUAAAAUUCUAAAAAAUGUG